AUCAGCUGCUUACUCGCUUGUUUCCUUUUGAUUAUAUUAAAAGAGGCAUUAGGAAUAUAUGCGCUGCUAUUUUAUAUACCCCAAAAGGCUCUUUUCUCCACCACUUUCCUCUUCCUGAUUAUGUACAUAAACAUGUAUUCACAUCACAUGGGAUAUGUACAGUUUAAGUUUCUUAUGUCAUCAUAUCGAACCCCUGUUUUUAGGAUAUAUGUUGAGUUUUUAUUUGAAGAAUGAAACUCACUUAAUCUAAAAAUAUAAAUUGUGAUAUUUGAUACAUAAAAUGCAUUCACAAGGCACUUUUAUUUUACUAUAAUUUUUUAUAGAUAUUUUAUACCACAAGAGAAUCCCAGUAUGAUAUCCAAUAUGGUUGCACAGUUACCUGCUUUUGGGUAGAGAUGUAUUACAUUCACAGGAUAUCUAUAUAUACUCUCCUCUUGUGCUUCCUCAACUUCCAUCAAAACUUUCAUUUCUCAUUUGGGUCUUUCCUUUCAGUUUUAUUUCUUUCUGGUGGGUGUGAUUUCAAAAAGCUAAAAAUUAUGGUUGAUCCUCAAACACCAAUCUCACCUCACCUAUAUCCACAAGCAGUUCAACUCAAACUCUAUCAAGCCUUCAUCUUCUCCAUUCCCAUCUUAUUCUCUAUCAUUCUCUUCCUCCUGUUCUAUCUUUUUUACCUUAAGAGAAGAGCUUCUGCUCUCUCCUCUCCUCCUCCGAUGAUUCUUCCUGUUUCCUCGACCCACCAGCCUUCUUCUCAUCUCACCUCGGUUUGUUUGUUAGAUGUGAAAGUAGAGCUCAAAGACAAGCUUCAUGUCGUUUUUUUCAAUGAAGAGCUAGAAACAAGAGAUUCUCUAUGUUGCGUAUGUUUGGGAGAAUUCGAGUUAAAGGAAGAGUUGGUGGAAAUGCCUUCAUGCAAACAUAUAUUUCAUCUCGAUUGUAUUCACCUUUGGCUCUAUUCUCAUACCACUUGCCCUCUCUGUCGCUCCUCUGUCUUCAUCCCUUCGACCAAAACCUCGGUGGACGACAACGACCAUCCAGACUCUUCUCAAACGUCACCGGUUUGACUCAUUGACCCGAAAGAAAUAAACAAAUACAAAUUUUGUUAGCGAGUAGAUCAUCAAUACAAAAGUUGUAAAUCUUCAAAUUUUAUUAGAUAUGAUGCAAGAGACCACAAUGUAUCACAUCACCAUUACAAAGUGGAUAUAUAUUCUGUGUCUUCUGCCUGA
This is a messenger RNA of Brassica napus (rape), 1220 nucleotides long. RefSeq names its product probable E3 ubiquitin-protein ligase RHA4A. Bases 396 to 1058 code for a protein of 220 amino acids. The transcript is spliced from 3 exons. Gene Ontology annotation, biological process: protein ubiquitination. Lineage: Eukaryota; Viridiplantae; Streptophyta; Magnoliopsida; Brassicales; Brassicaceae. The record is from RefSeq and is a predicted model, not a curated record.